This is a messenger RNA of Exserohilum turcica Et28A, 459 nucleotides long. RefSeq lists its product as uncharacterized. Gene Ontology annotation, molecular function: acyltransferase activity, transferring groups other than amino-acyl groups. The transcript has a single exon. NCBI's taxonomy places the organism in Eukaryota, Fungi, Ascomycota, Dothideomycetes, Pleosporales, Pleosporaceae. The coding region runs from base 1 to 459 and encodes 152 amino acids. The record is from RefSeq and is a predicted model, not a curated record.
AUGAGAGACUUCUCUUCCUACCAGCCCAAACUACGCCCAGCACUCGCCGACAAGGUAGCCAAGCUGGAGAAGAAAAUCUUCCCCGCAAUCGAGCAUUUCAACUACGAUGUCGAGCUGAAGAAGAAGAACACGGGACUACUGCUAGUCUUCAAAGAAGACGAUGCGGAAAAGCUCGUCGCGUAUCUGGUGUAUCAGCGGAUGAAGAGGCUGGCAUGGCUGCAUAAGCUUUGCGUCGUUGAACAAGAGAGGGGAAAAGGCAUUGCCAAGGCUCUCAUACAUUCGUUCCGCGCUUCCAUGGAAAAAGGAGGCUGUGAUACCAUUUUUCUGUGGGUGGAUGAGAGCCGGCAGCCAGCGAGAGCUUUGUACACAGCAUGUGGCUUCCAGCAAUCCGAGCGCCGCCCGCAUUACUAUGGACCCGGGCGGAACGCUCUGAAGCUGGAGUUGGCAAUUGUCGAGUGA